This is a messenger RNA of Trichophyton benhamiae CBS 112371, 1140 nucleotides long. RefSeq lists its product as uncharacterized. Bases 1 to 1140 code for a protein of 379 amino acids. The transcript has a single exon. NCBI's taxonomy places the organism in Eukaryota, Fungi, Ascomycota, Eurotiomycetes, Onygenales, Arthrodermataceae. The record is from RefSeq and is a predicted model, not a curated record.
AUGAGUACUAAUAAUCUGGAUCGCCGGAAGAGACGCGCAGAAUCCCCUUCAGGCUCCGCCGCGGAAGGAAGCAGUACCAAUAAGACCGCAAAAUCUUCCAGCACCUCAGCCUACAACCGCAAUUUCGAACAAAAUCUGAUUGAUAAUGGCAUAUACCUACCUGGAUAUAAGUAUCCUAAUGGCCAUAGGCCAGCCAAGCCUAAUAACUGGGUAGAACUUAAUGAACGUUUGGCACAACGUCGAUCUUCCCUCUCGCCUUCGCAGUUCACUGAGGAUGACUUUGAGGAAUUUGUUGAUAAAGAUAUGAAUAUUCGGAAGGAGAAACCUAUUGGCCGUUUUGCUGUUUCCAUUAUUGAAGGCAAUGUUGACGAUAUGAUGACUAUGGGAGAGGACUAUCCAUUUUCGAACCUGGCGCCCCUAACAGAUGGUACUUUGGUAAACGCAAAGCCAGAUCAUUUCUUUGGUGCCCGGCCUGAGCAGCUCGAGUCUCGGAUUCGCAAGGAUCUUAGUUCUUAUAUUGUUCCAUCCUCACAGGAUUCUCUCCCUAUACUCCCGAACUUCUUCCUUGAGACCAAGGGUCCUGACGGGUCCCUUAUGGUUGCUACGAGGCAAGCUUGUUACCAUGGGGCAUUGGGUGCUCGAGGUAUACAUAGGCUUCAGAAUUUUAAUCAAGACGAGGAAUCGUACGAUAGAAAUGCCUAUACGAUAACCUCGACGUACCACGGCGGUAAUCUGAAGAUCUAUACGACCCACCUCGUUCCCAGAGCGAACGGUCGCCCCGAGUAUAUAAUGACUAUGGUUAAUAACUGGGGCAUGACUGGAAGCGUCGAAACGUUCCGACAAGGGGCAUCGGCGUAUAGAAAUGCUUUGGACUGGGCAAAAGAGCAGCGAGAAAGGAUCAUAGAGGCGGCAAAUGAGAGGCUUGCCAGACUCGAGUCAGAGGCUCUCACAUCUGAACAUGUUUCUGAGCCAACAGCUACUCUGGGGAGCUCUCAAACGUCGGCAACGUCUGAUGAAACCGAAGUUCAAGAUACUGCAUGGAGCUUUGCACAGCCUAAUGAUGCUGGUGGCCCUGCAGCUUCUAGUAAGUCUGAUAGCAGACAAGCAGACCGCCCGGGUGGCGGCUCUCUUGCGAACUAG